AUGAAUCGUAGAAGUUUCCACAUGGCACCUAAAUUAUCCAAAAUCUUUCCUGAAUCCUGUCUCCUUAUUUUCGUUGGAGUGUUGAUAGGCGCCUUACUUCUAAGCACUCAUAGCGUUCACGUACAACCCCUAACUCCUGACACCUUCUUCCUGUACAUGCUCCCACCAAUUAUCUUGGAUGCCGGUUAUUUCAUGCCCAACAGGCUGUUCUUCGACCACCUCGGGACUAUACUUUUGUUUGCUGUGGUGGGGACCGUUUUCAAUACGUUGACUAUUGGUUUAUCCCUAUGGGCAUGUGGACAAACUGGCAUGUUUGCUUUUCAAACCCCCCUACUGGAUAUGUUACUAUUUGGAGCUUUAAUAUCGGCUGUGGACCCGGUCGCAGUGUUGGCGGUGUUUGAAGAAAUUCACGUAGAUGAAAUUUUGUAUAUAGUAGUGUUUGGAGAGUCUCUUCUGAACGAUGCAGUGACUGUCGUUUUGUACCACAUGUUUGAAGCUUACACGGAAAUGGGACCAUCAAAAUUGGUAUACACAGAUUUUCUAGCCGGUUUCGGAUCGUUCAUUGUUGUGGCGUUCGGAGGUACAUGUAUUGGUGUGAUUUGGGGUUUCGCCACCGGUCUAGUGACCCGGUUUACGCAUGAAGUCCGAGUGAUAGAGCCGAUUUUCAUCUUCGUUAUGGCGUAUUUAGCUUACCUUAACGCUGAAAUGUUUCACAUGAGCGGAAUUCUUGCGAUAACGUUCUGCGGCAUAACAAUGAAAAACUACGUAGAGGCUAACAUAUCGCACAAAUCCCAUACAACUAUAAAAUAUACGAUGAAAAUGUUGUCAUCAUCUUCGGAGACUAUAAUUUUCAUGUUCCUUGGUGUUGCCACUGUUAAUAAUAAUCACGUUUGGAACACUUGGUUUGUUCUAUUGACCAUUGUUUUCUGUUCGGUAUUUCGUAUUAUAGGUGUAUAUAUAUUAAGCGCUGUAGCAAAUAAAUUCAGAUUGCACAAAUUGAAAACUGUUGAGAAGUUUGUUAUGUCUUAUGGAGGUCUCAGAGGUGCGGUCGCCUUCGCAUUGGUGCUAUUAAUAGACCCAAAAGUGGUGAAGUUACAGCCCAUGUUCGUCACGACUACGAUAGCCGUGAUUUACUUCACUGUUUUCAUCCAGGGCAUCACGAUAAAACCCUUGGUCAAAAUACUGAACGUUAAGACUGUUGAGAAGCGCAAACCGACCAUGAACGAAAGAAUCCAUGAAAGGUUCAUGGACCAUCUCAUGGCUGGCAUCGAAGAUAUUUUAGGGAAACAUGGCAACCACCACAUCAGGGAUAAGUUUAAGCGAUUCGACAAUCGCUUUAUACGGCCAUUUUUAUUAAGGAAUUAUCAGGGUGCGGAGCCAAAAAUUCUGGAAACGUAUUCCAAGCUGGCCAUGAGAGACGCAAUAGAGUAUAUGCAGAGAAAUGCGUCGACUAUCGGUAACAUUUCCGGAGCUGAGUCUAUGUCAGCUAUAUUUAAAAACUAUACAAAUGCCAACUUAAACGGAAGCCCGAGUUUCAGUCAAUUAGAUUCGUCUACAUGGAAUAUCGAUAUGCAGGAGCUAGAAUACAAUCCGUCCAAAAAGGAUCUAACAGAUGCGAGGAUACAUCACCUUCUAGCUGAAGAAUUGUGUAAACCUUAUAGGCGGCAUCGACGCUUGAGCUACAGCCGACACGCUGUGAAUGAUAAAGACUUGGGGAUGCAAGUCAACUAUAAGACGCACAUGAAUAUUCGGCGGUUGGUCGGAGACAGGAAGCAUCAUCACAAACGCAGUAAGCGUGGGAAACAGGAUGGCAAGAACCAUGUUUCCUUCCCCGAAUUCCAGCAAAAUGGUUCGGCCAAACAGUUCACGCACGACUACAUCGAUGAAGUGUUGCAAGAGGAUGACGAGGUGCCGCGUCGGGAAAACGAUGAUGGUGGUAUAACCUUCACUGCCAAAUCACCACCUGGAUACAAGGAAAUCAGUCCGACGUCUUCGCAUAAGGAAAACAGUAGUUCUCUCCUGAACCAGCUGGCAAACUUGCCUGGCUUUAACCCCCUGAAGGCGAGGAUCGUUAAGCAAUACGCUAAAACGCCAGAAGAAAUUCUGCCAACGGCUGUUGAAAAAUCUUUACCGUGGAGAAGAGAUAGAUCCACGUAUAACUUUGUACCUAAUGAGGAUAUUCUUGAAGAAGAUGAAAGAAGAAUGUCAGAUGACAAUGAUACGUACAUGACGGUAGCGGAACAAGCCCGUGUUGCUACCCCAACAGCUACAGAGACCAUGUUGCCAUGGAAACGGGACGAUAUUGAGGGUAGUGGCGCGCUAAAGCAAUCGGAGUUUCCCGCGUGGGCAUCAAACAAAGAGUACCUCGCUUAUAGCUCCCCUUCUGCAACAUUUUUAGGUGGUAUAGAAAAGCCAAAACAUCCGAAAUCUAUCAUAGGUUUGUUCCGAAGAGAGAGUUCUGGUUCAACCCAAGGUGGCGGUGAAGUUAUUAUGUCAGAUUCCGAGGGAAAAGCCGACUCGUUGAUGGGUGAAAGUUCAUCCAAGGGCGAAUCGUCAACUGGACCAAAGCUUGGACCAAGUUUACUUUCUAAAAGGAGUACUAGUCUUGGUGGACCAACUGUACUUUUGAUGGAGGAUGUCGCCCAUUCAGAUCCUUUGGGGGCUUCAUCUCGACCUGCUAGUAUCAUGCAAGGGCCGCAUCGCGGACAAUGUAGGAGAGGGUCAAUGCUGGAACUAACUGGAUCUUUGUCUCGGAGUGCUAUAACCGAAGAGAAAUGCAGUAAAUCGUUACCAGAGAGCGAACGUAUGGGGGUACGCCGCUUAGCACUCGGCCAGCAAAGUUUACCACGAGAUACUUUCAGCCGACAACACACCCUCACUUCAAACCUGACCAGUUCAUCGUCAGACGACUCCUCUGAUGAAAAUACCUGA
Molecule: messenger RNA, 2931 nt
Organism: Leptosia nina
Lineage: Eukaryota; Metazoa; Arthropoda; Insecta; Lepidoptera; Pieridae
Source: the annotation of a GenBank genome assembly